CGUUUUUUUAAAAAAAAAAUAAGUUGAACAAGACGGAGCCUAAAUCAAGACCAAAGAAAACGACCUAAAUCACCCAAAUAAUCCAAUAAUCCAAAAGAAAAGCCCUUUACAAAUCGAAAAAAGGAAGCCGUCAUUUUUUCUACUCUGGCCGGAGACGAAGCUGCUCCUUCGUAAGACCGUGCCUGCUCCGUCUGUGUAUAUUCAAAGCGGCGGUGUGCUUAGAGAUGGCGAUGCGACUUUGGGCAUCGACGGCUGCUUCUUACCUCAGGAUCUCAGUCUCCCCUAGAGGCUUUGCCACCGUUGUCAAGGAUUUGAAGUAUGCAGAUACACAUGAAUGGGUAAAAGUUGAUGGAAAUUCUGGUACUAUAGGGAUUACCGAUCAUGCUCAGGAUCAUCUAGGUGAUGUCGUGUAUGUUGAGCUGCCUGAAGUUGGUACUGGUGUAAAACAGGGUGAGAGUUUUGGUGCAGUUGAGAGUGUUAAGGCCACCAGUGAUAUCAAUUCUCCCGUUUCAGGAAAAGUCAUUGAAGUUAAUGAGAAGCUAAGUGACUCCCCUGGUCUGGUUAAUGGGAGCCCAUAUGAAGAUGGGUGGAUCAUAAAAGUGGAGAUAGACGAUCCCAAGGAGAUGUCUUGCUUGAUGGAUCCAGACCAGUAUUCCAAAUUUUGUGAAGAAGAAGAUGGAAACCAUUGAUGAUGCUUAGCUUCGUCGUCAAAGGUGAUGCCCAAAACUUUCCUGAAACGUCCAAAUUUCUUCUCAGUGUUCUCUAAUUGCUCAAUGUUUUUUUUUAUAUUUUGUUUUGUUGAUUGGUUUGGGUUCUGAAUUGUCAUAAAUCGUCCACGAUAAGUUGCAAAAUGUGAGCUACUUCGAUGUUUAUUAAUUGAUGGCUAAUAAGUAAUAAUCUUUCUAGAAGAGAAUCUAGAAUCUUGGGUUUUCUAUGUUCAUGAAUUUAAGCAGCAAGUCUCGGGGAUCAAAUCACCCGAAGAUAAUAUUACUUCUGUCCCAAUGUGUAUUCGUCCAAUUUUUUCAAGUCAAACUGGACAAAUUUCGAACCUCAAUCACAUAAAAAGUGUAAUGUACAUCAGUAUAAAAAUGAUUUCAUUAU
Messenger RNA from Cuscuta campestris, 1101 nucleotides. The record is from the annotation of a GenBank genome assembly. NCBI's taxonomy places the organism in Eukaryota, Viridiplantae, Streptophyta, Magnoliopsida, Solanales, Convolvulaceae.